UUGAUGAAGUCACCUCGUAAGUCGUAACCGGAUUAGAUUCUCCUCAUUCAAAAAUCAACGCGACUCCAAUUCCAAACUACAAACUCAAAAUCUCAGUAUGGGCCUACCGGAGAUCGUCGACGUUGCUCGGAAUUUCUCCGUCAUCAUCAGAGUUCAGGGCCCUGACCCAAAAGGACUGAAGAUGAGAAAGCACGCUUUCCAUCAUUACAUCUCAGGGAAAACGACUCUUUCAGCAUCUGGAGUGUUAUUGCCUACUUCAUUUAACGUUAGCAGUGAGUCAAUGUCAUUGGUUCUCACAGUUGCAUCCAUUAUCGAACCAUUUCUUUCAUCAAAACAUAGAGAUCACAUGUCUCAGGUCAAACCUGAGUUGAUUUCUGGUGCUCAGAUAGAUAUAUUUGUUGAGGGGAAUGCUAAAGGAACUCCUCAUUGGAUACCUGCUGAACUUAUAACGUUGGUUGAUAUUCCAGGUUCAUCUGUUGCUGUUGAAUCUUUAGUAGGAGGGUCAAUGGAUCAUGGGUGGGAAGUUGGUUGGUCUUUAGCCUCAUAUAAUGAUGCUCAUCAACCGUAUUUUGAUUCUAAACAAAAAGAGACUCAAAGAUCUUCAAUGCUGGAAUCACAAUCAACUGAUCCAACUCUAAUAGGAAAUUUCGGGACUCGAAUUGCAAUACUCAAACUUUCCACAAAAACUUUUCAGGAUCUUCCAAACCUAAAGAUAUGUUCUCCAAUUAAGAGAGGAGAUCUUCUUCUAGCAAUUGGUGCUCCUUUUGGUGUCUUGUCUCCUUCCCACUUCUCCAACAGUAUAUCGGUUGGCUAUGUUUCCAAUUACUACCCUCCAAGUUCCUCUCACAUAUCAUUGGUGAUGGCAGAUAUUCGAUGUCUUCCUGGAAUGGAAGGAAGUCCUGUUUUUGGAGAACAAUCAGAGAUAGUUGGCAUGCUUACAAGGCCACUGAGGCAGAGGGGUAGUCGUGCUGAAGUUCAGCUUGUGAUUCCAUGGGAAGCCAUUGUAACAUCAUGUACAAGAUUUUUAUCACCCAACACAAAAACCCCCUUAAAAAGCCACGUCAUCCCUCCAAAUCCGAUAGAAAACGCCACGUCAUCAAUAUGCCUUAUAACAAUCGGUGAUGGUGUAUGGGCAUCCGGUGUUGUACUCAACCACCAUGGCCUUAUUCUCACUAAUGCUCACCUCCUUGAGCCAUGGCGCUUCAAGAAACCUCAUGCAAACCAUAAAAACACAAUUUCCAAUAUCUUUUUCACACAUUCAAAAGAAGCUAAACAAGAAAGAGAAUUCAAUCAAAGGGUACAAGUUCGAGUGGAUAAUCGUGUUUGGUGUGAUGCAAAUGUGGUGUAUGUUUGUAAAGGACCUUUGGAUAUUGCAAUAUUGAAGCUUGAGUUUGUGCCUCAUAAGUUGCAACCGAUUGUUAUGGACUUUACUUGUCCCUUGAUUGGAUCCAAGGUUUAUGUUGUUGGACAUGGACUUUUUGGACCUCGUUGUGAUUUUCUUCCAUCAACUUGUGUGGGUGUGGUGGCAAAAGUAGUUAAAACUGGCGGAGAUGGGGAUAUUCCGGCCAUGAUUGAAACAACUGCCGCCGUGCAUCCUGGUGGUAGUGGUGGUGCUAUUCUUAAUUCAAAUGGUCACAUGAUCAGUCUUGUUACAAGCAAUGCUAAGCAUGGUGGGGGGACAGUUAUACCUCAUUUAAACUUCAGCAUUCCAUGUGCAGCAUUACAGCCUGUCUUCAACUUCUCAAAAGACAUGAAAGAUAUAUCAAUCUUGAAAGAUCUUGACAAACCAAAUGAACAACUUUCUUCGGUUUGGGCAUUGAUGCCAGGACCAGCAUUGCCCGACCCACUGCCCGGGCUGCCCGGAGACGAGAGAAAGGGUUCCAAAUUUGCCAAAUUUAUAGCUAACAGACAAGAAUUUCUUAAACAAGUAUCGCCUCUUGACAACAAAGAUGCUGAUUCUUCAAAAUAUCUUCCCAGCAAAUUGUGAAAGUAUGAUGUAAUUUAAUGCAUACUAAGGCGUUUUUUUUUCUGAUUCCUAUCAAGUAUUGUAUGUAUAAAGUGUUGACUGAAUAAAUAAUAAUGGUUAAAUAAAGUUUAAAAAAUUAA
Lactuca sativa (garden lettuce) is the source of this 2106-nucleotide messenger RNA. It is a transcript of the gene DEG15, whose product is annotated as protease-like protein. Gene Ontology annotation, biological process: protein processing. Gene Ontology annotation, cellular component: peroxisome. The record is from RefSeq and is a predicted model, not a curated record. Gene Ontology annotation, molecular function: serine-type endopeptidase activity. NCBI's taxonomy places the organism in Eukaryota, Viridiplantae, Streptophyta, Magnoliopsida, Asterales, Asteraceae.